Mangifera indica (mango) is the source of this 3370-nucleotide messenger RNA. RefSeq lists its product as uncharacterized. The transcript is spliced from 22 exons. The record is from RefSeq and is a predicted model, not a curated record. Bases 329 to 3211 code for a protein of 960 amino acids. NCBI's taxonomy places the organism in Eukaryota, Viridiplantae, Streptophyta, Magnoliopsida, Sapindales, Anacardiaceae.
UGAAAUACAGAAGUUGGUUAGAGUACAGACUCGUUUAGUCUUUUCGGAUGUUUUAAAUAAAUUACGGAUUCUGCCACUUGCUCCGUUCUGCUAGUCUCUCUGUCACAGUUUUGGUCAGUUUCGUAUCGCUUCCCACUUCCAAAUUUCACACCGACCAGAAACCCUGCUUUCAUUUCUUUUCUAAAUAAAUAAUCCCCAAAUUAAACCCUAAUUUCUCCGAAUCGGAUCCCUCCGUUUCAAAUCCCUUUUCACAAUGCCCCCUUUCUAGUAUUCACAUUUAUGAUUCAUGUAUUUUUUUGUAGUUUUUUGCUGAUUUGAUCGGAGAGGCAUGAAGCGAGAGCUGAAUAGUGGAUUUGGGACUGAGUCUGAACCGGCGGGUUUAGUUGAUGUGACUGAGACGCAGUCUCUGACUCGGGAGUUGGCUCAACCGAGUUCGCAUGUCGUGAAAGUUGUCAAUGACGGUGAUAAAUUUGGAGUUAAUAAAGUUAAUGGUGUUAUUGUUUAUACUCGUGUGAAAAAGUUUCGUAGUAGUGAUUCUGAUGAAUUGUUGGAGAAUAAUGUUAAUAGUCAGAAAAUUAAGGGCUUUCAAGAGCUCAAAACGGAUGUGGAUCAAAGUAAUCUAGUGGCGGAAGAUGUAAUUGAUGAGAGUAGAGUAGUUGAAACUGUAUUGGAAGAAAAUUCUGUGGUAAAAAUUGUAGUUGAGACGAGUCAACUGGUUGACAUGGUAAAUGUUAGUGAAGUUAAUUGCGGUUUGGAUGUGCCUAUGUCCAAGGAAGAACUGAUUAGUGAAUCAGAGCGUAAGGGAGACUGCAGUGACGGGACUCCAUUUGCUGUAAGUGAGAUCAGUAGUGUGAAGAAUGGUUUGAGAAAAAAGUCGAAGAAGUGGCUUAUGCAAUCAGAGUUGAAGCAAAAGGGGGAGACUGUUGAAGUUUUGGUUACUCAAUCAGAAGGGUUCCAAAAUGGAACAAUGUCCUUAAUAGAAGUUGAGCCAAUAGCUGAAGGAAGUGCAUUGUCAAAUCCCAAAAAGAACAUGGAAUUGAAAAUGUCCAAGAAGAUUGUUCUGAAUAAGAAGCCAAUGACCGUCACAGAGCUUUUUGAGACCGGUUUGCUUGAUGGUGUAACAGUUGUUUACAUGGGUGGCAUUAAGUUUCGGGCAUCUGGUCUUCGAGGCACAAUCAGAGAUGGAGGGAUUCUAUGUUCAUGUUCUUUGUGCAAUGGAUGCAGAGUCAUUCCACCAUCCAAAUUUGAGAUUCAUGCUUGUAAACAGUAUAGACGCGCCUCACAAUAUAUUUGUUUUGAGAAUGGGAAGAGCCUUCUUGAGGUGUUGAGGGCAUGCAGAAGCGUUCCUCUUCCCAUGCUAGAAUCAACGCUGCAGAGUGCUCUUAGUUCUUCACCAGAAGAAAAAUCAUUCUCCUGUGUGAGAUGCAAGGGAACCUUUCCUAUAACUUGUGUUGGGAAAAUAGGGCCUGGGCCUCUAUGCAAUGCAUGCGCGAGGUCAAAAAAAACUCAGGCCAGCGAGACUUAUGUAAUGGGCAGAAUAGCAAGGUCAUCAGAACUGGAUCUGGUCUCAAACUUUACACCAAGUGCUUCAGUGUGUAUCACUUCACAGAAUAAGCGUCAGAGAAAAAAAUCAAGAAAAUUGUUAGAAGCAGAUUUGUACUUAAAGUCAUCCUCCAAAAGUGCUUCAAUGUCUAAGCUUUUAAAAAAUAAGAGGCCAUGGGAGCUAACAAGAAAGUCAUCAAGACCAGGCUUGAUCACAAAGUCAUCCAUGAGUGCUUCAGUGCAUGCAUCUCCGCUAAAUAAGCAUCCAAGGAAGAUAAUUAAAAAGUCAAGAAAAUCAAUGGUGAUCUCAAAUCCCUUCCAGAGUCCUUUGGCUGCCAGUUCCUUCCCUGAUACGAGUCAAUGGCAGAUAACAACCAAACACCAGGGGUUGCAUAAAUUGGUUUUCGAGGAUAGAGGAUUGCCAGAUGGAACGGAUUUAGGGUAUAAUGCAUGUGGACAGAAAUUGCUUGAGGGUUAUAAGAAUGGCUCUGCAAUAAUUUGUUGUUGCUGCAAUUGUGAGGCCAGCUCCUCACAAUUUGAAGCUCACGCAGAUGGUGGGAAUCUUUUGCUUUGUGAUGGAUGCCCGAGGGCCUUUCAUAAAGAAUGUGCAUCUCUGUCAAGCAUUCCUCAAGGUGAUUGGUACUGCAACUAUUGCCAGAGUACAUUUGGGAGAGAAAAGGUUGUGGCACAUAAUGCCAAUGCUGUUGCAGCUGGAAGGAUUUCUGGAAUUGAUCCUAUUGAUCAGAUAGCCAAGAGAUGUAUUCAAAUUGUCAAAAAUGUAGAAGCGGAACUUAGUGGAUGUGUGCUAUGCAGAGCUUGUGAUUUUAGCAAAUCAGGAUUUGGUCCACGCACAAUUUUACUCUGUGAUCAGUGUGAGAAAGAAUUUCAUGUUGGGUGUUUGAAAAAGCAUAAAAUGGCAGAUUUAAGGGAACUGCCAGAAGGGAAGUGGUUUUGCUGCAUGGAUUGCAGUUGGAUCAAUUCUGUUUUGCAGAACUUAUUGGUUCAGGAAGCUGAAAAGCUCUCUGAUUCUGAUUUGAAUGCUGUGAAGAAGAAGUAUUCAGAAAAAGGUGUUCAUAUUGAUAGUAAUAUUGAUGUAAGAUGGAGGCUUCUAAGUGGAAAAGCUACAACUCCUGAAACUCGGUUCUUGCUUUCACAAGCUGUUGCAAUCUUCCAUGAUUGCUUUGACCCUAUAGUUGAUUCACUAAGCGGACAUGACCUUAUUCCAUCCAUGGUUUAUGGAAGGAAUUUAAGGGGUCAAGAAUUUGGGGGGAUGUAUUGUGCGGUACUGACUGUCAAUUCAUCUGUUGUAUCAGCUGGAAUACUACGAGUUUUUGGUCAAGAAGUUGCAGAGCUUCCUUUGGUUGCGACAAGUAAAGUAAAUCAUGGCAAGGGCUAUUUUCAAUUAUUGUUCACCUGCAUUGAGAAGCUGUUAGCAUUCUUGCACGUGAAGACCAUUGUUCUCCCAGCUGUCAAAGAAGCAGAAUCCAUAUGGACUGAUAAAUUUGGUUUCAAGUAUAUAGAUUCAGAAAAGCUUAGUAUGUUCCGAAAAAGUUGCUCCCAGAUGGUGACCUUUAAAGGAACAUCCAUGCUACAGAAAGCAGUUUCGGUGUGUGGAAUUGUUAGUAGUACUGAGUCUGCAGAAUGCAUUAGUGGAGUUGAAGUGGAAUGAAGCCCCAAUUUUGGGGUGAAGGGGACUUGAUUUCAUUGUAGUUUUUUAAAAUGUAUGUAUAUUAUAACUUUAGAUAUUUGGCGUAGUAUGUAAAUGUGAAAGUUCAUUUUAAUUUGUUCAUCUGCCAUUACCAAUUUAGCUGCAGUUGGCUUCUAUUCA